Messenger RNA from Wallemia ichthyophaga EXF-994, 639 nucleotides. Its product is annotated as Splicing factor U2AF 23 kDa subunit. Gene Ontology annotation, cellular component: U2AF complex; spliceosomal complex. NCBI's taxonomy places the organism in Eukaryota, Fungi, Basidiomycota, Wallemiomycetes, Wallemiales, Wallemiaceae. The record is from RefSeq and is a predicted model, not a curated record. Gene Ontology annotation, molecular function: metal ion binding; pre-mRNA 3'-splice site binding. The coding region runs from base 1 to 639 and encodes 212 amino acids. Gene Ontology annotation, biological process: mRNA splicing, via spliceosome. The transcript has 3 exons.
AUGGCCGCUUCGCGCUUAGCUUCGAUAUUUGGUACAGAGCAAGAUAGAGUGAAUUGCUCAUUCUAUUAUAAGAUAGGUGCAUGUCGCCACGGUGAAAGAUGUUCUAGAAAGCACAUCAAACCACAGUUCUCGCAGACUAUACUUUUGCCUAACGUAUACCAGAGUCCAGCACAUAGACCAGAUAGUAAAUUAGACCAAAGGGGUAUUCAAGUUGACUUUGAUAUGUUCUUCGAAGAUUUAUACAUGGAACUUUGCAAGUACGGAAAUUUAUUAGAGUUGCACGUAUGCGAUAAUGUUGGUGAUCAUUUGAUUGGAAACGUUUAUGCUAGGUUCGAAUGGGAAACAGAGGCACAAGUAGCAGUUGAUCGAUUAAAUGAAAGGUGGUAUGCUGGCAGACCUUUGCAUUGCGAGUUAAGCCCUGUCACGGAUUUCAGAGAAGCUUGCUGCAGGCAAAACGAUACAGGUGAUUGUAACAGAGGAGGAUUCUGCAACUUCAUGCACCUGAAGAGACCAACAAGAUCAUUAAUUAGGGAUUUACAACACUCUCAAAGACUUGAAAGGAAAUUACAUGAACCUGCUACUCAACCUGAAAGCAAUGGGCAUGGAUCAAGAAAUAGAUCAAUGUCUCCAGGUAGAUAA